AUGUCCAAACGUCGUAAUAGUCGAAGUUCACGAAAAUCAAAUGAAGAAAAUAUUCGACUUGAACAUACAUUAGAAGGUAAUGAAGAUCCAAUAUAUAAUGCACCUAGAUUGUACAAUGGUAAACCUGUUAUAAAUAUAUCUGAACGUCGUUUUGGUCCUCCACCAAUUAAUAAACAAUCUCAACAAUAUAAAACUCAUCUUCAACAAAUGGAUUAUAUUAAUAAACAUAGUGAAUUAAAACCAGUAUUCGAUUCUAUUUUUACACAUAGAUUAAUGCAAACUGUGCAUGGUGAUCAAGGGCAUCCAAAUGUACCAUAUCAAGAUAUAUAUUUAUUAACUUAUGAUCAAACAUUUAUUCAUGCUUAUUUAUUAUUACAUGAAAAUAGUCAUGAACAUUAUACAUAUUUAAUAUGUCAUGGAAUAAGACAUCAAAUAGAAGAUUUAAAUAAAAUUAUCGAUAGAUUUUAUAAUGAUUUUGGUAAUGUUUUAAUAAUUGAUUAUCGUGGUUUUGGAAACUCAUCAGGAAGACAAUCGGAACGUGGUGCUUAUAUUGAUGUUCAAACAGCUUUUGAUUAUUUAUUAACAUUAAAUGAAAUUGAUUCGAAACGAAUUGUUAUCUAUGGUGUUAGUAUGGGCGUUGCUUUAGCUAUUCAAUUAGCAACUGAACCAAAUAAUUCGGAAAAUAUUCAUGCAUGUAUUUUAGAAAAUGGGUUUACAUCUUUUAAAGAUGCAGCAGCUGAUCAAUCGACUUUUGCGUGGUUUUUACCAUCGAAAAUAUUUUCAGUUGGAAUGAAAUCUAUUGAUAAAGUUCAUCAACUUCAUGUACCUGUUAUGUAUUUAAGUGGAUUAAAUGACCGUACGAUUCAUCCAAAACAAACAAAACAACUUUUUCAAGCAACAACGAAUUCAAAACAUUGUCAAUUAGAAAUUUAUGCAGAUGCAGGACAUACAGAUGUUAAACAAAUGCCUGAUUAUAUAAAACGAUCUUAUAAACCAUUUAUGAAAGCAGUAUGGAAAAUUCAAAAUCCAGAUCAAACAAAUCUUCAACCACCAAUUCUUGUUACUGAUCAUGGAAAACGUCGAACAUCGAGUGUAUAUGAAUGUACAGAACAACAAAUACAACAUGUUCAAUCAACUAAUCUUUCAUCAUGUUCAUGCUUCCAUUGA
Messenger RNA from Adineta steineri, 1167 nucleotides. NCBI's taxonomy places the organism in Eukaryota, Metazoa, Rotifera, Eurotatoria, Adinetida, Adinetidae. The record is from the annotation of a GenBank genome assembly.